AUGCACUCAGCUCUUCGACCCGGCCAUGACUUUUAUUUCAACACUUAUGCUCCUAAAGUGCGUUCGUGCGGCAUUGUAGCCAAUGAGCGGUACUAUGCUUGGCUACAAGCGGCGUGCUUCGACCCGUUGAGCGACUCAGCCGUGGCCGAUGCGAUAGAGGCUGUUGGACUAGCUGGGCUCGGUAACGUCUCAAAGGCGCCGCAGAUCAGCUGUCAGGCCUAUGACGUGUACUGCAGGGCGAGGAAGAAGCUCGACGCGUUGCUGGAGGACCCUGACAAGCGUCCCGAAGACGAGACAUUGCUGGUCCUGAUUACUUUGUGCUUCUUUCAGACUGUGUACUUCGAAACAUGGCAGAGCCAUAACGCUUGGGCAGAACUCGUGUGGAAAGGUGUUGAGCUUAUCGACAUUCGCGGCUCACAACAAUUCAAAGACGAGAUCGGUGGUAUAUUGUAUGCCCAGAUUCGAGCCCCGAUCCUCUGUCUCUGCGUUCAACACGGCUACCCCGUUCCACCAGCUCUUGUGUCAGCUACAUACACUUUCGAAAAUGGUGCAAUCCGUCAGGAGUGGCUGAAGUCAGAGUACGCGAGUCCGGCUUCCAUGAGUGUCAUCUCUUUCCAGCUCGUCAACCUUGGAGCUGCCAUCAGACAAGGACAGUUCACGGAUACAUCAGGAAUCCGCGAUCGCGCUAUGGCGAUCGACAGAGAUCUUCAAGCCUGGGCCAGCGUGCUACCUGCUCAUUGGAAGUGGUUUCAACUGCCUCCGAGAAUCAACGGGGAGAUUGACUACGAUUCGAGUCAAUUUCAGUAUGCGGGCAACACGUGGCUCGCCGAGAUCCAGAACACAUAUCGAUCCUUGAGGAUCGUGGCUCUGCGGCUCGUUGGCCAUGACAAGGAAUCUAGGUCUGACGGCGAGGUCCUUGCAGCGAUUAGGGAUCUGUCCGAUGAGAUCUGCUGUUCUGUGGCGGUCUUCGAUAACGUCUCGCGUGCGUUGUCAGUGCUCCGACCUUUAAUGGUUGUCUUUCUGGCAGAAAGCAACCCUCUGGCGACCCGGCGAUACGCAGCGCAGGCACUGCUGAGGGUUGGAGGACGGCUAGGCGUGAAGAACGCCACGGACGUCGCUGAGUUAGUGCUCGGCUGCCUGGGAGGUGAGAGCUCUGGUGGACUUGAGAGGCUCGACUACGACACUGUGCCGAUCGCCGCCACCUUCUGA
Messenger RNA from Cyphellophora attinorum, 1209 nucleotides. RefSeq lists its product as uncharacterized. The record is from RefSeq and is a predicted model, not a curated record. NCBI's taxonomy places the organism in Eukaryota, Fungi, Ascomycota, Eurotiomycetes, Chaetothyriales, Cyphellophoraceae. The transcript has 4 exons. Bases 1 to 1209 code for a protein of 402 amino acids.